AUGACUUCUCAGGGUGUCUCUAACGUCGGCUUCUCCGUAUCAACUAUAUCGUUAAGGAAACUUUUCUUCUUCUUUUGUUAACAGCUUUUUUGAGGCUGGACGGAUUGAGAAAAGGGAGAGCCAUCACUGGAAAUCCGCCGGCGAUGCCGUUGCCAGUGUCGGCUCCACUGGUCGACGACUCCCCAGAUACAGAAGUCUCCAGAACACUUCAGCAGCUUCUGGGCCAGAUAGGAGGGUGUGGUUCAUCUUUUUUCAAAUGUAACAUUCGAUCAAUUGAGAUGCAAGGUUUAUCCGUUGUUCAUCACUUCCUCUAUGGCGUUUUUGUGGACUUUAUGUGCAUUGAGUGCGAUUUCGCCGGCUUUCAUGGCUCCUGCUGGUCGUUGCGUCGAAAACUGCUCUUUUGUCACGAUACAAGACGAGGUGGGUUUUUUUUCUGUGAAAAAAAGUUUUAAUAGUAUGGAUUACAAACAGUUUCAGCUGGAAGUAAACGGAUCUUUCAUUGACCCAGCAGAACUUACAAGUUCGGUUUAUUUUUUCGGAAAUUUCCUGGUUGGCCACUUCUACGCUACGCUUGCCGACAAGUUUUCCUGAACCUUCUUCGCUGCUUGAUUGAAUAUCUACUUGCAGGUUUGGGCGUCGACCGGUGAUAGUAGGCUCUUUGCUGAGCACGGGAGUCGCAGGUGUGCUCGGGUCUCUGGCUCCAAGUUUUGAAUACCUCCUCUUGGCCCGAUUCUUCCAAGGCUCUUUCUUCACGGUUUGGUCCGCUCUCAGCCUCAGACGGUCUGAGUUGCAGCCUCUGACCAUGGUCAACUGGGUGCUGUGUGGAGAGUCGCUGCCCCGGAAGGCUCAUGGAGCCGCAUCGAUGGCUUUCGGCUCUUGUUGGGUGCUUGGCUACUGCAUCCUGGCUCCUCUCUCUUUGCUCUUCCCCACUUGGAGAAAACUGCAACUUGCCUCUUCGAUGCCCAACGUCUUCGUUGCCAUCUUCUUGUACUUGUUGGUUUCCCGAUUCUUCUACGCUACCAUGAACAUUUUUCAGUACUCUUCCUGAAAGUAUAACUUUCACUGCUCAAACCGAAAGUUGUGAGAAAGUAGAAAGAUGGAUAAGGAAGGUGACGGAUCAAAACUCUAUCUUUGAUAAAAAUGAAAAGUCUCCAGAACGAACAGUUGAACGGGCAGCGGCUGAACUACCAGUUGAGUAAGAUCAUGGAGAGUUCGAGAGGAGAAAACGAGAACAAAAGGACGGUGCGAGAGAUAGUGAGGGAGAUGGUCCACAACCAGAGGAUGGCGCUGCACACGUUGAUCGAAGCGUUCAUCUGGUGAGUAGACGACGUCAGCGACGAGGAAUGAGAGGUUGAAGACGUCUUGGCAGGAUGCUCGACUUCAUGCUCUACUGCGCGCUGUCGCUCACUUCAACAUCUCUAGAAGACGUCGAUCCCCUCGUCUCUUUCCUUUUCUCUGGAAUCGUCGAACUGCCUGCAUACUUGUUUCUUCCUCUUAUUCUCAAAUGGUUAGUCUUGAUACAGUAGCAAAAGUACUUCGGAAAAGUGAAGUCCAAUAUUUCGCUCGAUUAGGAAAAUCCUAUAACAGUUCUACAUUGAUUUUGAUAAAAGAAAAAAAUUUGGAAACAUAAUAAUUUCUGAUUCUUUAAAACUUUGAUUCAGUUGAAUUUUCAUAGUUUUUGAAUAUAUUUACAAGCCACUGACAAACGCACUUCAGUUUUAUCUUCUUUUCUGGUUAGUUAUAUAUGCGAAAGAUUUAGUCGUUAAUUGAUAUAGUCUGUUCAGAUUUUAAAUGUCAAGCAGCUGACUCCACCCUCAAGGCUACAAUAUCUUUCGCGUCAAUGUUUUAUCUACAUUUGACGAUGGCCCUUUAAUAAGGCUGCAUUUUUGACUUCUUUUUCUAUCUUUUAGAUCAAAAAAGAUCAAAGUUAGUCCCGUGCGAUAAAAAAUCGACGCGAAAAGGUACCGUCGCAGCAGGGGCGGAGUUAGCUGGUUGACAUUCAAAAUCUGAACAGACUAUAUCGCUCUUUUGAAAACGUGAUAAGGUUAUCAAUUCGUUUUAUCUCUGUUUCUCGAGACCAAUGACCCAAUGAUGAGCAAAGAAGACCAAAAAAGAUCAAAUGCAAGAUGAAUAAAGCGGUCAAGAGAUCAGAAGACUAAAAAUUUAAAAAUAGAAACGAAAAGCGGAUUAUGCGGGAAUUAUUCAGUCACCGUGUUUUUUGCAUUUCCAAUGUUGCAUUCAAAUUCUCGAUUUGGAUUUUGUGACUCAUCAUAAAGAAACGACCUUGAAAGUAUUCAAUUCAAUUUUUAAAAAAUGUAUUGUUUAUUCGAUUCAUCUCGUUUGAGGAUCAAGCUUAGAACGGCGGUGUCCUCUUUUCACGUACUCGGUUCGGCGGCUCUUGUCGCCAUGUUUUUCUUGCAACCAGGUAGGCUUUUGUAAGAGAGUAACACGCAAAAGAGCCGCAAAUAAUAGACGUGAGAGUUGAAAAACAUGCUCUGUGACUUUUUUAUUUUAUUUCUUUAAAUGUUUGUUCGGUUGUGAAAUCGAAUUUCACGAUAAACGUUAAAAAAUUGGAGUUGCAACUUGCAACUUUUCAAAAUUACAACCAAAAUAUAUGGGAGAAAAACAUCGAAUGAAACUAAAUGGAUAAAAGCUAGGAAGAUAGAAUAUGAGCCGUCAAAGAAGCUUUCACUUUUUUUGAAAACGUAUUAUGUCAUUAUUUUGUAGUUUUAGUUUUUGUAUAGUCAAUGUUUCCCGACUUGAAAGGCAAGGGGCGGGACGCGUAGCGUGUGCAUUCGCGGUUCUUGGCACGAGUUCAAUUCAAUUGCCGCCGACUAUUUAAAAAAAGCUCGGCAACCGCUCUUUUUUCAAUGUUUUCUACUAUUUUUUUGAUGCACACAUGAACUAAAUCAAUAAAUAAUUGACAAAGGAAUGAAAAAGAGCGAAAAAAACGGGCUUUUUCAAAGGGUCGAUGGUGGUUGAAUUGAACAUGUGCCAAGGACCGCGAACGCACUCCGGCCCCUGCCCCACCUCCCUCGCCUUUCAAGUCGGGAAACAUUGACUAAGUCAAAGUUUGAGUCGCGACUACAUUGAAAAAACAUCUUUAUCUGGCUUUCAAAAUAAUUAGAAAAUAAUUUUUUUUAUUAAAGUAAAUAUUUACAGUUUUUUUUUUCAAAUCAGUUCUCUUUCCAAAGUUCGAUUUUCUGAUAUUCUUUGUCUUGUCCAUCUUACUCUCUCGCUCUUACCUGUCUAUUAAGGGUCCGCGGUCUACCUGCCGGUGUGGCUGACGGCCAAGUUCGCGGCAUCCUGCUGCUACAUCAGCUGCUACGUCAGAGGCACCGACUUGUUUCCGGCGUUCUGCCGCACUUGCUGCCUGGGGGUUUGCGCCACCCUGUGCAAUAUCGGCGCCAUCUCCGCUCCAUACGUCUUCGCUUUGGUUUGUCUGUUCGUCGAACUCUUUCUCUGACCUCCGAACUUCCCAGGAUCAUUGGUACAGCAAUUCUCAGUUCCUUGUGAUGGCCUCAACGAGUCUUUUAUGCGUGGCUCUCGUGCAGUUACUUCCAUAA
Molecule: messenger RNA, 3566 nt
Organism: Caenorhabditis auriculariae
Lineage: Eukaryota; Metazoa; Nematoda; Chromadorea; Rhabditida; Rhabditidae
Source: the annotation of a GenBank genome assembly